Molecule: messenger RNA, 597 nt
Organism: Acanthosepion pharaonis
Lineage: Eukaryota; Metazoa; Mollusca; Cephalopoda; Sepiida; Sepiidae
Source: the annotation of a GenBank genome assembly
AUGGCCCGGUCAGUCGGUUUAGGCCUACUACUAUCCAUCUCCUUCUUCCUCUUUCUUCCCUUUUUUUUCUAUAACCUCCCUGUCUCUCAUCUGUUUAAAAGUGCCUCUCCACCCGUCAUUUUUCUCCUUCCUCUCCUUCUCUCAUAUCUUCUCUCUUGCUUUCCCUUCACCCUAAAUUUCUCUCUCUUAUUCUUUCUUCCCUCUUCUUUCCCUUCCUUUUCUGACUUUCUCUUUCUUUUCUUUUUUCUAUCUUUUCUCUUCUCCUAUAAAGCUAUAUCUCUCUUCUCUCUUCUGAUUCUCUUUUUCUUCUCUCUUCUGUCUCUCUUCUCUUCUCUGCUUCUCUUCUUUCUUCUCCUUCAACAGUGCCAUUGGUUCAGGUACGUGCGGUGCAUUCGCCCCAAAGAAUCGUAUAUCAUUAUCAUAUCUUUAUUUUUGAACGGCAGCAUCAACAUUCAAAUUUUAUUCAUCCAUGAUGCGUAUUCAUUAUCCUCUCCGACCAACCCUACUGUUCGUUGCUGUGAAGGGUUUUCAACGAGCCCGACGUCGUUGCGCACCGAGCCCAUCCAUCUACUCAUUCAGAACCGUAUUUCGUAUUGA